Messenger RNA from Lathyrus sativus (Indian pea), 2421 nucleotides. The record is from the annotation of a GenBank genome assembly. Lineage: Eukaryota; Viridiplantae; Streptophyta; Magnoliopsida; Fabales; Fabaceae.
AUGUCGCGGUGCUUUCCAUUUCCGCCACCAGGAUAUGAAGGGAAAUCUAGAACAGAUGAUGUGGAUUUACUAAAAAAGGAAAGACGAAGAGAAAAAAAACGUAAAAAAGAGGAAAAAGAAAAAGAGAAGAAGGAAAGAAAGGAAAAUGGAGAGAAAGAAGGAAGGGAUAGAAAACAUAAGGAUAAAAAGGACAAAAAAGAAAAAAAGAAAAAAAGGGAUAAAGACAAGGACAAGGACAAUGAUAAAGAUAAAAGUAAAAUCAGUGCUACGGACAGAAAAGGAUUUCCAGCUCAAGCUCAAGGUCUUAAUGAUGGUAAUAAUCUACAUCAAAAGGAAAUCAAACAAAAUGACAAGGCUUUCUUGUUUGAUGAUAGACUUACCAAACAGUAUGCCAGUUACAAUGGAGAGAAGGCCAGAGAGAAUAAUCAUCAGGUUGACGAGAAUAGGGACUCUAAAUUCCGCAUGGAGUUGGACAGGAGGAUUAGGGACAGUGAUGGAGGAGCUGGGAAUCCAUUGGCUCAAAAGUUUUCAACUGCAGACCGUGGAAAGGACGAGGAGACUGUUAUGCUGGUUGCUAAUAGUAUUGGCGCUGGCAGUAGCACCUGGCUUGAUGGAAAGGAGAAGUUCCAGAACAGGGGUGUCAAUGCUAAAAAGAUUGUUGGGAGAGGAAUUCAGGCUGAGACCCAAUCAAUUGGAAAUGCAACAGUUCAGAAUCAUAUUGUUGAUGGUAAAAAGAUUGGCACCUGGCCUGAUGGUAAGGAGAAGUUCCAGGAUAAGGGUGUCGAUACUAAAAAGAUUGAUGGGAGAGGCAUCCGGAUUGAGGCCCGGCCAAUUGAAAAUGUAACAGUUCAGAAUCAUGUUGAUGGUAAGAAGAUUGGCUCCUGGCCUGAUGGUAAGGAGAAGUUCCAGGAUAAGGGUGUCGAUAGUAAAAAGAUUGAUGGAAGAGGCAUCCGGAUUGAUGCCCGACCAAUUGGGAAUGCAACUGUUCUGAAUCAUGUUGAUGGUAAAAAGAUUGGCACCUGGCCUGAUGGUAAGGAGAAGUUCCAGGAUAAGGGUGCCGAUUCUAAAAAGAAUGAUGGGAGAGGCAACCGGAUUGAGGCCCGGCCAAUUGGGAAUGCAACAGUUCAGAAUCAUGUUGAUGGCAAGAAGAUUGGCACCUGGCCUGAUGGUAAGGAGAAGUUCCAGGAUAAGGGUGUCGAUUCUAAUAAGAUUGAAGGGAGAGGCAUCUGGACUGAGGCCCGACCAAUUGGGAAUGCAACAGUUCAGAACCAUGCUGGAAACUGUCUACCUAGGGUUGAUGAAAAGCCCAGACCUUUGGAGAAUAAUUUUGACAAAAUUUUGGUAGGAACAGAACGAGCUAAGGAAAAAAAAGAUGAGAAACGAAGAGAUAAAAGGAAAGAUGAUAAAAAGGGUGAUAAAAGGAAAGAAAAAGAUAAGGAGAAGAAAGGGCAUGGGAAGGACAAAGACAGGGAUAAAGAGAAAAAAAAGGAGGAGAAAGCAAAGCAGAAGAUUGAAUAUAGAAAUGGAGAGCAGAAUAAAUUAAAAGACAGCAACAAAGUCAGUCCAGUGGGCCCAAAUUCUUCCACACAAGUAUCCAAGAACUACCAUGAGAAUUCUAUCUUUGAGGAAAAUCUCAAGAAACGGAAGGAAAUUGAUUCAAAUGGAGUUCUACAUGCCAAUGACAGUAGGCCCAUUAAGUUGCCUAGACCCUCUUCCUCUCAUCCUUUCUCUGAAAAUGGGAGGACAUUAGAACCUUGCCAAAUUUCCCUUCAAAGUGUUUCAGAUGGGCCAAGAGGCCCCAUUAAUGGUAAACUAGAAAACAAGGAACGGAAGAAAAAUGGCAUCAUUGUGGUUUCCCCAAACAAGAUUCCCACCGCCAUUGUGCCAGCUGAUCCCGCCACUAAAGUAUCAAUAUCCGUGGUUUCCCCAAACAAGAUUCCCACUGCUACUGUGCCAGAUGAUCCCGCCACUAAAGCUUCAACAUCUGUGGUUUCCUCUAACAAGGUUCCCACUGCUACUGUGCCAGAUGAUCCCGCCACUAAAGUAUCAACAUCUGUGGUUUCCUCUAACAAGGUUCCCACUGCCACUGUGCUAACUGAUCCUGCCACUAAAGUAUCAACAUCUGUGGUUUCUUCUAACAAGGUUCCCACUGCUACUAUGCCAACUGAUCCUGUGACUAAAGUAUCAACCAAACCACCCCAUCCAGAUACCAAGUACAUAAGUCAGGUAUAUUCCGUACCAAAAGCAAAUGAGUGGUCUGAUUUUGUUGACCAAGAGUGGCUGUUUGACAACAACCAUUCGCAAGAACAAAAACCCGUGGUGAAAUCUUCAGAGGUUGCGGAUACACUGCAGGUAUGGGCAGAAGCUGUGCAUAUAGAGCCUGCAGAUGUUUUUGCUCUACCAUACGUCAUUCCAUAUUGA